AUGGGCCCUCCAUCUCCUAAAAAGAAAAAUAGCGCCUCCUCCUCCGGUCCAAGACAGAUCCGUUUCGUGGCCACAGAUGGCCAGCCGCAAAGCAAACGCCGCCGAGUCAACGCCGCAUGUUUGACCUGUCGCCGGCGCAAAAUUCGCUGUUCCGGCGAGCAACCAGUCUGCAAAACUUGUUCCGACUAUAAACAUGUCUGUCUCGGUUACAGCGAGUCGACUGCCCACUUGCGAUCACAGUCCGACUCCGCGUCGCGGGCCCCGCCGAUAUCUUCCAUUUCGAACAGCAAUGACCCAAGCCAACGUAGCUCUCGCGCUGUCGAAAGCUGUUCGCCAGAGCCCGCGCCUGCCUCCGGACAACAUAACAAACUCGAAAAGUCCCCGCAAGCAUUAAACCGCUCAGAUUCCAAAGAUGCGUCUUCCAGAGAUACCUCGGCACGUACCAAUAAAGAAGCGGACGCGCAGCUGGGGGGUGAUAGCCCGGAGAGCAGUCGCACUUCCAUGAGCUCCAAUAGUCGCACCCAUGUCCCGUAUUUUCGAUACUUCGGCCCAACUGCCAUCGUCCCGGGUUUCAAACAAAUGGUUGGCCGUUCUCGGAGUCAUCGACGCACACAAUAUCUAACUGAUUCCAAGGUUGUACAAGUCCGGGGAUCACGCAAAAGUAAUCAAUCCAUGUCAUCGGAGUCGCUCUCUCCACUGAGAAGCCCUAAACCUUCAGAUACACCCGCUCGAAUUCCACCGGCAGAUAACCGCGAAAAUCGCGAUGCCAAUACGAUUCCGUUUUACGACCGUGACGAUACCCUACCCGUUUCCAAAUUAGUGUCUCAUCUUAGCGAACUAUUUUUUGUCCAUCUGGGUUGUAGCUUUCCGUUUCUCCAACGUGAUCGCUUUCUUCAAGAUCUAAAUGAGAAGAAGGUGGAUACGAUGCUAGUGGAUGCAGUAUGCGCCUUGUCGGCCAGGUUCUCCCCACAUCCGCUUUUAGCUCCUCCCCAGGCACCUCCAAUCGAUCACUCCCAGCUGCCUGCUGAUGUCAAUCUCUGGGAUCGAGGGUUACCUUUUGCUCAGCGGGCAAGCAGUGCUCUAGUGGACGUUUUAUCAUGCCCGACUCUCUCCGCCGUCCAAGCAUGUUUGCUGCUAGCCUACGAGCAAUUUGGAUCCAAUCACGACAGUGGUCUCUGGAUGUACCUGGGCAUCUCAAUUCGCAUGGCGCAGGAUCUGGGCUUGCAAAAGCAUCAAGGCUUAAAACACAACUACGGCCGAAAAGGCGUUACGCCGAAGGAAGUCAUGACUGGGCAAGCCGGGAAGUUGAGAGAGGACCAGUACGACGACUUCGACAUCUAUCAGAGUCCGAAGGGCCCGCCUCCUGCCUCUGAUUCAGAACGGGCCAGAGAGCGAGAACAAGUAGAUUCUUUCUGGAGUAUUUUCUUCUUGGAUCGUGUCAUCUCGUCGGGUACGGGAAGGCCGGUCACCCUGCGAGAUGAAGACAUCGAGCUCUGCUUUCCCCUGCAAUCCGAGUCUCAACUACCAAAUGGAUGGCCCGCGCCUUUCCCACCACUGAUACGGAUUAUCCACCUUUACGGGCGGGUGACCGAUCUCAUCAACGGUAUCCAGGAUGUGAAUCACGUUACCCCGGAUACCCUCAAGCAGCUCGCCGGGAUGGAGAGUGAUUUGACUGGAAUCUACCAACGACUCUCCCCAAAGCUCUAUUUCAACGCCGCAAACUUCCAGGCCUAUGUGAAGGCCAAGGAGGGAACCAACUUCAUUCUCCUCCAUUUCUGGUUCCACACUCUGAUUGUUCUCCUUCAUCAGCCCACGCUGCUCAACUCAUUCGGCGGAACAAUACAGCAUCUUUAUCCCAAUAGUCGCGAGCUAUCUAUGUCGUCGGCCAAGACAAUCGCUGACAUACUCUCGUUUUCUGAGCUCGUGGACGGGAAGAGCUUUAUCGGUAACCCUUUCACUAGCCAGCCUAUGUACAUUGCAGCCUGCGCGUUUCUCAUGGAAAGUGCAUAUUAUUCCACGCCUUCUUCAAAUUCGAUUUCGCAUCCACCGCCACAGGCCUUGUUGGCCAACGAAUCGAGUGGUUUCGUGAUGCCGACAAUGGAGCCUACCGGUGGAUCAGAGCGGAAGUCGACCGCCAAGCAUAUUCUACUGGCGUCGGCCGCCAGGGAGAACUACCAGCGUUGCUACAAGGCUUUGAAAGCAUUGGAUUCAUACUGGGAGGGAACAAGGUACAUAUUGACUGUUCUCGAUCAAAAGGCCAAAGGAAUUGUCGAUCCUCUUCUCUACACCGCUGAAGACAUGGAGAAUACUACGGAAAAUACACCAAACCAGGCAUUUACACCCGGAGGCUGGCAGGGCCAGAGGCCGAUGGAUCAAAGUUCUGAUGCAGAAAGGACGCCCGGGGUGGCUGACAUAUCGUCAGAUGGAAAAUGGUCUCCCAAGAUCGAUCCUAGCCAAGCCAUUGGAUGGGCACUCGCAGGAGCCACCAACUCUUCACAGCCUAAUCUCAGCUUGUUGUAUCAACUGCCUACGGCUCAACACGAACCUCCCCCGCCCAUCAGCAAAACAACCCAUCCGUCCCAGUACAGUCACAGCUAUCCGACUCUCCCAGUGCAAUCAAAUGUUGCACACGGAGCACCAUCUUCGUUCUCAGCCAUUGCCCCGUCCCAUACCCACGGCGAGCCAGUUGCGCCCUCAUUGGCUUCAAACAAUCCAAAGUUCGCUACAGUACCUCGGACGGUCGGCGCCAGCCCACCCUACUUUAUGAGCAUGAACUCCCCCUUCCCGGACUCAACCUCUCGCACGACUGCCCCCGGAGGAUACGCUCCUAAUCUCCCAUCUAAUCAAAUGGAAGGUGGGUCAGCCUACGGAUAUGGGGUCACUUCCGCCGCGGCGGAGCACCAUAGCCAUGGACACAUGGGACCCUUGAACGCCAGUACGGGGGGCAUGAUGAUUGAGAGUCACGAUGUAGACAUGAACACCCUCCACCAACAAGAAUCGUUUCCCUUUUCCAACGGGGAGAUCAUUCCUUGGCUCGAAUACCUUCCGCAAGAUGUGCUCAGCUUUUUCGGUGAAAAUCACGGAUUUCCGCUCCUAAGCCCUGACGACAGUACGCCUCACCCUCCACCUCCACCACCACCAUAA
Molecule: messenger RNA, 3144 nt
Organism: Penicillium manginii
Lineage: Eukaryota; Fungi; Ascomycota; Eurotiomycetes; Eurotiales; Aspergillaceae
Product: Zn(II)2Cys6 transcription factor
Exons: 6
Coding region: 1-3144 (1047 amino acids)
Biological process (GO): DNA-templated transcription; regulation of DNA-templated transcription
Molecular function (GO): zinc ion binding; DNA-binding transcription factor activity, RNA polymerase II-specific; DNA binding
Source: RefSeq, a predicted model, not a curated record